This is a messenger RNA of Thalassophryne amazonica, 4318 nucleotides long. RefSeq names its product GDNF-inducible zinc finger protein 1 (gene gzf1). The transcript has 9 exons. Gene Ontology annotation, biological process: regulation of transcription by RNA polymerase II. Gene Ontology annotation, cellular component: transcription regulator complex; PcG protein complex. The coding region runs from base 183 to 2645 and encodes 820 amino acids. Gene Ontology annotation, molecular function: RNA polymerase II cis-regulatory region sequence-specific DNA binding; DNA-binding transcription factor activity, RNA polymerase II-specific; protein binding. The record is from RefSeq and is a predicted model, not a curated record. Lineage: Eukaryota; Metazoa; Chordata; Actinopteri; Batrachoidiformes; Batrachoididae.
GCCGCAGAGCUUUUUCGGGGUUGUCGUUGUAGCGAGCUUACGGAAGAAACCUCAGGCAGAACAGACCCAGUAGGGUGACCAUCUGCUUCGGCCGCACUCACAAAUAAAACAAGAGCAAAUGUAAGGUGAAGAUGUAAAUGCAGUUAUAGUCUACAGAAAAUUGAAUCCCACACCAAUGAAUUAUGGGUAUCAAAGCAGUCCAGCUCUCCUCCAGGGACCACCACAAAAACAUUCUAGCCUCUCUGCACCAGCUGUGGCUCCAAGAACAGCUGACUGACAUCACAUUUCAGGUCGACGACCAUGGAGAGAAGCAGGAGUUUCGUGCUCACCAGGUGAUGCUCGCAGCAUCCAGCGGCUACUUCAAGAAGAUGCUCCUGUCUGAUGAGGCUGCUCCAGACAAAUUAUUACUUUCACAUAUACAGUCCAAGGAUUUUGCCAAGUUUUUGGAUUUUGUCUACACUGGUAAAGUUAAAGUUGCCAGAAAUAGGAUUGCUGAUGUGCAGGCAAUGGCACAGUUUUUUGACUGUGUAGAUCUUUUGGAUGUUUGCAGCCAGGCUAUGAGCACUCAUGGACUGCAGGAGCCUCCGAAGGCAACGCCUGCAACAAAACAUGCAAGAGAAGAUGGCAUAGAUGGCACAGAUAAAGCAAAGAAAAGGAAGACCAAAGACAAGGAGCAGCCUGAAGACACAUUACACUUUUCACAGAGCUCAGACACAGAGGUCCAUUCAAAAGUACAGAAGGGAAAAGUCCCAAAAAGGGUUGAAAAGGGCAAAGGUAGACAGCUGAAAGUGAAGUUGGCCAGCGGUAAAGCCCCGAAGAGGAAAUUUCCUGCUAAAAGAGAAAGAAAGGCUUCAAAUAUCGCUGACCAACACACAGAUGAAGACACACAGGAAAACGCAAACAGUGAAGAAAUCGCAACUCAACCAGAAAGACGGUCUUCCAAAGGAGAAGAAUCUCCUUUGGAAGACCCGGCCCAUGAUGCGGAUGAUUGGGAUCACGACAACAACAUGCAGGAUGAAUACUCUGACAAGGAAGACGCAGGACAAUUCGAGGCUUCAAAAAGAGCUUUUGCCCGAUACGUGUGCGAUGAGUGCCCGCGGACCUUCCACUAUGAGCGAAGCUACUUGAAACACAUCAGUAUUUACCACGGGGUGAAAACAGACAUCAUCUAUCGCUGUGAGAUGUGUGAAAAGACCUUUGCUAACCGCAGCAACCUGAAGAUCCACGAAAAGCAUGUCCACAGUAAUGAGAGGCUUUUUGCCUGUCAAGUUUGUACAAAAACCUUCAAACGUAAGAAGGAUGUUACCCGCCACCACCGACAGGUUCAUGAACACAGCAUGGUGGUGCAUAUCUGCCCUGAAUGUGGAAAAGCUCUCAGCUCGAAAACUGCACUGGUGCUGCACGAAAGAAUACAUACAGGUGCAAAACCAUUUGAGUGCACUGACUGUGGGGCCAGGUUUACCCAGAAUUCUGCCCUGAAGCUGCACCACAGGACUCACACAGGGGAGAAGCCCUUUGCUUGUGACCAAUGCGAUGCCCGCUUCACCCAGAAGCACAUGUUGUCCUAUCAUAAGCGAUCACACACAGGAGAGAAACCAUUCAUGUGCGAGGCCUGCGGGAAAAGUUUUGCAUCAAAAGAAUACCUCCAAAACCACUCCAACAUCCACACGGGAUCCAAGCCGUACGAGUGCAAGCAAUGCGGGCGAGGAUUCGCUCAGAGGAACACCCUGCAUCAGCAUUUAAAAAUACACACAGGUGAGCGUCCUUACAUCUGUAAAUUCUGCAAUAAGCAGUUCACUCAGAUCAACGCCCUCCAGAGGCACCAGCGGAUUCACACAGGAGAGAAACCGUACAUGUGCGCCCUUUGCAAACGCACCUUUACAGACCUGUCCACACUUCGCAGGCACACGUCGAUUCAUGACAAAGACGCCCCAUGGAAGACUUAUUUGGUGGUACUGGAGGGGAAUGUGGAGGAUAAGAAACCCAAAACACCCACUAAGGGGAAGAAAUCAAAAGAGGAUACUAUUGCUGAAAAGAGCGGAGAUGGAAGUAACGACGGUGCUAAUGCACUCAAGGUUGAUGGCAUUGUGGCGCCAGCUGAGCCAGUUGCUGUCCCAGCUGACUGGACCAGUCACGGAGCCAUUACCCUGCUCAGUCACAGCACCAUGGGAGGAGGGAUCACACUCAUCCAAACAGAGGUGGCACCUGGGACACAGAUACAGCCAAUCGUAACCACAGAUGGCACAGGAACCAGCAUCAUUUCCUUGGAUGGUGCAGCCAUCUCUGUCCCCUUUACUCUCCCCGUUACCGUGGCUCAUCCCAUCCCACUAUCCUCUGAAGUUUCCUCCACCUCUCUGUCCAUACCUGUUGCCCUUUCGCUUCCCAAUUCUGACGACACACUAGCUUCAGCCUCAGAAACACAGACUGUCCCGACUUCAUCCGUCCUGGAAGCCGCCGCGUCACAAACUAUUUUAGCGCCAGCUUCCGAGACUGGGACUCUAAAACCUAAUAUUCGGACAGUGAUCAUCAAUCAAGAGAUUUGUGGAAAAAUCCAAACAGUCACUGAGCCAAGUGAUGGACAGCAAAAGACAGAAAUGAAUGUUGGCAUUCCAGAGGAUAAGGUCUCAAAUCAAGAUACUGUGUAGAAAAUUAGAUGUUGGACAUCCAAAAUCCAACUACUGUUUUAUGAGACAUCUCCAGGAAGUGGGUCAUCACAUAUGAUCCAACCCCCUGGUGGUAACUUUAUAGUAAUUGUGUGUAAAUAUGAAUAUACUCGUAGGAAUGUGGCUUUGCGAGGAUAAAUUAUACACUCACUCACUCAUCUUCAACCGCUUAUCCGGGACCGGGUCGUGGUAAAUUAUACACGUGAAUAUAUAUUUUACAUCUUUGGAGAUGAUUUAUGGGCUUCUUAACAUAUAUUUAGAUGCAAUCACAGCUGAACUAUUGGGCUGAAGUGCCCAUUUACAGCAAUUUAAGAAUGCAGAUCCAUUUGAAAAUAAAAGUGAGUAACCCUUAAAGCUGGUGUUAAAUUACAUGUAACUGGAGAGGAUGGGUUACAGGCCAAGAAAGAAACAAAUAGCGUAUGGGGCAUUUUUGAAUAUUUUUGUGAAAUUGUCAAGAGAUAAUACAACCCCUGGCAAAAAUUAUGGAAUCACCGUCCUCGGAGGAUGUUCAUUCAGUUGUUUAAUUUUGUAGAAAAAAAGCAGAUCACACCCCCCAAUAUGUGGAAAAAUGCCACAUCUCACAAUAUUAAAGAAAAUAGCAAACAAAAAAAUAAAAAUAAUGCCAUAAUUCCUGGAUCCGCCCCUUCACCACCAAGAUUUAUGUUCUUAAAAUACAAAAUUUGCCAUUGAACUCAUGGUUGGCUCAUAAUUUAGCACCAUGAUAUACUGUACAACCCUAAAUUACUGAUAUUUUUUUUCCUUUCACAUCUUGAAACAAUACAAACUUGAAAGUAAUGUACAUUUAGAUGCAUAAAUGUAAUAUUAUUAGAACCUAAUUUGAAAUGUAAAGGUGAAGAUCUCCAUCAAUGAGUCUAACAGGGCCUUAGUUACAAUGGUUAAAAAAAAAAGAAGCAUUUUUUUAAGGCACAUACUCAAAGUACUGUUUCACUUUUGGUACAAGCAGCGUUGGCCACCACAUUUGAAACUUGGCAUAUGAAAGAAACCAUCAAGCUCAUUUCAAACUAUUUGCAACUUCAGUCACACCUGCUCCUAAUUUCCAUCAACCAUCCAACAGAUGGCUGCUCUCUCAAGUUUAAUGUAAAAAGAUUUCUGAAGGAAUCACAUGUUCAAAGAACGGAUGAUACUUCCAUAACAAUGCCGUUUGUUCCUUAAGAUUUAUUAUUGUCCAUUCACACAAGCAUACAGGUCCCACCCACAGUCCUCCAUCAUUCCACCUGGAAGAAGCCAGAUACGUAGGGUGACAGGUCCUUUUGUAAAAACUUUGGUCUUACUCGCACUUGUGAAUGUGCUGACACCAAACUACGCACGACAACAUGCUAAGCAACUGGCCGUUCGAAAGUCCAAAACGUAAUGCAACACGGAAUGAGCGAGUUAUGAGGCACAAUUCCCCGAAGCUUGCUGCUCGGAGAAAGUCAACUGUGUUGGUGAGUUUCAAAGACAUUUUUCACAGGCAAAAUAAACUUAUAAACUCAACAUCAGACACAGAAGUAAGAAACAAUAAAAAAAAGAAAUCUUUCCUACAAACAGAAAAACUUUCUGAUUGGGCAUAAAUGUUUUAACAGUCUACUACAGUUGCAUAUCGUUACCCUUCAGCAAGAAAAGCAUCUUACUGUUGGUGAUACAUAGAGCAAAGA